UCGAGUAUGUGUGCAUACACAUACACGCACAUACACAUGCGUCUUCUCCCGACUACGCUCGUAGCGGCGAACGGGGAGAAGUAUCGCGGCUCUAACCGGCGAGGAUGUAAUCGAGUGUCGCGAGCGCGAGAUUUUAUUUGGAUCCGGAUGUUUUUUCGUCAUCGGGGCGAUCCACGAUGAACCUGACCGCGGGGAACCCGCACGGCAACGGCUUGCUCUACGCCGGCUUCAAUCAGGACCAAGGAUGUUUUGCUUGUGGUAUGGAGAAUGGAUUCAGAGUUUACAAUUGUGACCCAUUGAAAGAGAAAGAGAGACACGAUUUUAGUGACGGAGGUCUCGGAUAUGUAGAAAUGCUCUUCAGAUGUAAUUAUUUAGCGUUAGUUGGCGGCGGAGCCAAGCCAAUGUAUCCAACAAAUAAAGUUAUGAUAUGGGAUGAUAUAAAAAAAUUGCCAGCAAUCACUUUAGAAUUUAAUGCAUCUGUAAAAGGAGUGAAAUUGAGGAGGGACAGGAUAGUAGUGGUAUUAGAAGGUGUUAUAAAAGUGUACACAUUUACGCAAAAUCCCCAACAGUUGCACGUGUUUGAAACUAAUCCUAAUCCGCGAGGAUUAUGCGUUUUAUGCCCGAAUAGUAACAACUCUUUGCUCGCCUUUCCUGGAAGAAAGAACGGCCAUGUUCAAGUUAUAGAUCUGGCUAAUACAGAGAAGCAACCCUUAAAUAUAGAAGCGCAUGAAACACCUUUAUCUUGCAUAGCUUUAAACCUGCAAGGCACUAGAUUGGCUACUGCCUCGGAGAAGGGCACUCUGAUAAGAGUAUUUGAUACGCAAAAUGGUAACAUGAUUAAUGAAUUGAGAAGAGGGGCAAAUCAUGCAAAUAUUUAUUGCAUUAAUUUCAAUCACGAUUCUACGUGGCUAUGUGUUGCCAGUGAUCACGGAACCGUACACGUAUUCGCCGUCGAAGAUCAAAAAUUAAAUCGUCAAUCUAGUUUAGCGUCCGCCACGUUUUUGCCAAAGUACUUUAGCUCGAGUUGGAGUUUCUGCAAAUUCCAAGUGCCGAGCGGUCCCCAGUGCAUGUGCGCGUUUGGUCAAGAUAACAAUAGCAUUAUAGUGAUAUGUGCGGACGGUAGUUAUUACAAGUUUGUAUUCAACAACAAGGGUGAAUGCACGAGAGACUUUUAUGCACAGUUUCUCGAAUUGACCGACGACAAAGCGUGAUUGGAGGACGAUAACGGCGGUGAAUUCCUAACCGUACGACGAGAAACGACUCAUCGUCGUGUUCCUUCGUUGUUUUUAUUUAUAUCAGCUAAUAAAAAUGGGCGAAUAUGGCGGAAGUACAUUGCUCAUUGAGAUUUGCAAUAUGUGGAUUGUUCAUAGGAAAAAUAACGUCCAUAUCGGAUGUUAUGAUAGAGGACCAAAUAAAGAGUUCUAAUUAA
Messenger RNA from Camponotus floridanus (Florida carpenter ant), 1429 nucleotides. Its product is annotated as WD repeat domain phosphoinositide-interacting protein 3. The coding region runs from base 177 to 1211 and encodes 344 amino acids. Lineage: Eukaryota; Metazoa; Arthropoda; Insecta; Hymenoptera; Formicidae. Gene Ontology annotation, cellular component: cytosol; phagophore assembly site membrane; extrinsic component of membrane. Gene Ontology annotation, biological process: autophagy of mitochondrion; protein localization to phagophore assembly site; protein lipidation. The transcript is spliced from 6 exons. The record is from RefSeq and is a predicted model, not a curated record. Gene Ontology annotation, molecular function: phosphatidylinositol-3-phosphate binding; phosphatidylinositol-3,5-bisphosphate binding; protein binding.